GUCAUUGGUGCUCACAAAAACUCAAUGACUCCUUCUUGCUCCUUCGUCAUUGCAAAAACUAAACUUACCUUAGAGUAUAAACUCACCUACUUUACCUACUCUGUGAACUAAACUUCAAUGAAGACAACAUAAAUAUUAGAAAGCUUGCUUCGUAGUUUUCUUGCUUAUAAAGAGAGACAUUUUAUUAAAGAGAAAUACACCACUAGGUCCACAAUAAUGGUGACUCUUUGUCCUCGGAUCACGUACUGUUGUUGCAUGUCAGUGAGAAAUGGAUGCCUCAUAUAUGGAUACAUUAAACUCGUAUUAGCGGUGGCAGGGUUUAUAUUAGACUUAACUAUGGAUCAUGAAGACGAAGACAUCAGCAAGAUAGGCGCAAUUAUUCUCAGCGUGUUCGCUGUUAUUAUUAAUAUCAUCUUAAUUGUUGGACUACAUAAGUACAUAAAGUUACUAGUGAAAAUAUAUGAGAUAAUUUUCUGGGUGCUCGUGGCUCUGAUGGUGUUGUCGAUGGUGUUGACCGCGGUGUUCCUCGAGUGGGUCGUGGCCCUGAGCAUGCUUCUUCUAGCUGUUAUAUUCUAUGUGGUAAAUUUAUUUAUUCGUAGUGCCUAUUUAGAAAUCAAAGAGAGAGAGACAGAUGGCUGAGACGUGAUAAUAUAACUGUAUAAAUAAUUAUUACUUACAAUUAUUAUUAAUUAGUUAAGUCACGCUCUCUAGAUAAAUGAUAUUAAAAAAUGA
This is a messenger RNA of Plutella xylostella (diamondback moth), 732 nucleotides long. RefSeq lists its product as uncharacterized. The record is from RefSeq and is a predicted model, not a curated record. Lineage: Eukaryota; Metazoa; Arthropoda; Insecta; Lepidoptera; Plutellidae.